UGAUUGGAAUGCACUUGGCCCACCUUAUGGACGCCCAGGUGUUAGAAAUGUAUGGGGGUCUGAAUCGUUUAAUGGUCCCCCUCAAGAAAUAAAUGGAGGUUCAUCUUUGUUCAAUCAUCAACAAAAUAAUCCAAAUUCAUUUUUACCUCCCCGACCAGCAGCAUCGCAAAAUGAUACAAAUUUUGUUCAAAAUCAGGCUCAAAAUAACUUAAAACACAUGUAUCCACAGAAUCCUUACGCACAACCCGUUAGUGAAGCCAAUCAUAUAGUGGCUUCUUCCGUGUCAUCAGGUGACGGUAAUUCAAAUAAGUCUUCAUCGACCCGCGAAGGUACUACUUCUCUUAUUUCUCCUCAUUCUGGGUUUGAUGGUGAUAAUUCUAUUUGGACUAAUAAACUUCAUCGGGGAAUUAUGCCAGGAAACGAAGGAAUUAAUGAAAAUAAAAUGAAUGAUCGCCAGUCAGAACAGAAAAGAACAAACAGAACUUCGUUUAAUCCUCAAUCUCAACAGCGUGACGUUCCGUUAUUUAAUUCUGUCUGGAACAAUCCCCCUGAUUCCCAAGUUUUUAAUCAAUCGCAGACAUCGAAUGAGUUUUCAGUUCAGAAUGUGCCAGGAAUGCCAAUAAUACCUCCCCACAUGUAUCCAGGAAUGAUACCUUCUCCAAUGUCAGGACAGCCAUCGGGGCCACGUCGUAACAAUAAUGGUAAUCAAAUAUUUCCGGGACCGAUUCCUCAAGAAUACGUGAAUAUGCAGCGCAUGGUGCCACCACCUAUUAUGGGAUUUGCACCUCAACCAACACAACCAAAUAUGACAACAACAGCCCCUUAUAAUAAAGCUCCCGUUGCAUCAUUGCCAGCUAACAACGCAAUUCAAGUAUCACCUGUUCCGCCUACAUUUGUAUCAUCACUACCCCCAAGACCUACUCAGCCAGCUAUGUCAUCCAAGGUUGUUUCACCAUCAGGUAAUAAUAAUUCUUCUUCAAUGCCGUGGUCUGGAGGAUCAACGACAAGAACAAAGGUAACGACAUUGCCACCAAACCAUAAUAAUUCUAAUAAUCGCCGUAAGAAUACGAACGAUAACAAUAACAAUAAUGCUAGCAAUAAUUCUGUUGUGGAUGGUACUAUGAUGCGUUCUCUAAGCCUUUCGUCGAACAGUUCUCAGCAAAGCAGAAAUCAUCAUAACAAUCAUAACAAUCAUAACAAUCAUCACCACCAUCACAAUCGAGCAUCGUCCACAUCACCAUCGGGUAACAAUAAUAAUAGCAAUAAAAAGAAUAAUAAAGAUGGUUCACUUCUAUUUGACUAUUCUAUGCAAGUACCGUAUGAAGGUGUUAAACCAAGCGAAGCCAAUGAACCACAAAAACCAAAUCACAUACUUGAACUUUACGAUUUUGCUGAAUCUGAUGAUCUUAUGGACAUUGUAUUAUUGAAUGCGACCAUCAAGCGUGUUAGUCCUUCGAAUAAUUCACCGAACAAAAAGCCAACUAUUCUUGCAAUUUUCAGGAAUGCGCGCGAAGCGAGCAAGGCGGUUCAAUCUUUCAGGGGGGUUCGAUUUAAAAUUAAAACAUGGGAACCAUUGGUGAAAACAAGCAAUGGGAGUCCUCCAACAUCAAGUGGACAAGCUCCCGCUUCGACAAUAAAUUUAUCACCAACAUCAAAUACAUCAACAAAUAACAAAACGAACAUUGAAGGUAACUAUGAAAAACAUCAUCAACAAUCGUUGAUGAAUGUUUCUCACGGAGUUACGUUAAGUGGGAGACAGCAAUAAUUCAUUUUCUACUCAUUCAAACCAUAAAAAAAUAAUAAUUUUUAAAUCAUUUCAAUCAUUUAUUCUACGGAAAGAAAACAACUAACUAAUUAGGAUCCUAUUACGGCGUUUUGGGAAUGCUAUUUUUUCAGUAAAUAUUCUCUUUAUUGUUUUAAAAAUUCAUUUUUUCAAUAGUUGUAAAUAUUAUGUAGUUUUGUAUCUAGCAAUAAGAUUUUUUUAGAGGAAGAAUUGAAAUGAUUUAUUUUGUGUUAUUAUUAAAAAAAAUACAGGUAUUAUCAAAAAAUAAAUUCAUGUACAGAAGGCAUAUCAGAUUAUUAGAUAUGAAGUGACAUUCUUCAUGAUCGAUUAAUAUUGGUUUUACUUGUAUUUUUCUUUUUUUUUUCUUUGUACCUCUAUACAAAAAAUUUGACUAAUAGGCAUAUAUUAUCAUUAUCAUUAAGUUAAUUAUUUUAUCGUCUAUU
Rhizophagus irregularis DAOM 181602=DAOM 197198 is the source of this 2226-nucleotide messenger RNA. NCBI's taxonomy places the organism in Eukaryota, Fungi, Glomeromycota, Glomeromycetes, Glomerales, Glomeraceae. The record is from RefSeq and is a predicted model, not a curated record.